Molecule: messenger RNA, 2603 nt
Organism: Elaeis guineensis (African oil palm)
Lineage: Eukaryota; Viridiplantae; Streptophyta; Magnoliopsida; Arecales; Arecaceae
Product: probable galactinol--sucrose galactosyltransferase 1
Source: RefSeq, a predicted model, not a curated record
AUGACGGUAGGGGCGGGGAUAUCGAUUGCGGAUGGGAAUUUGAUGGUGCUGGGAACCAAGAUCUUGUCAGAUGUUCAUGGGAACGUCUUCUUGACGCCGGCAUGCGGGAAUGCGAUGAUGAACGGGGCUUUCAUCGGCAUCAGAUCCGAUAGCGCUGGGAGUCGCAAUGUCUUCCCUGUCGGCAAGCUUCAGGAUUUACGGUUCAUGUGCACAUUCCGGUUCAAGCUGUGGUGGAUGACUCAGAGGAUGGGUUCUUUCGGCCGUGACAUCCCCUUCGAGACCCAGUUCCUGAUUGUCGAGGGAAGCGAUGGAUCUCACUUUGGGGAGGGAAGUGAAGAUGGGGUGCAGCAAUCUGCUGUCUAUACUGUCUUCCUGCCAAUCCUUGAGGGAGCCUUCCGAGCAGUUCUUCAGGGAAACGCAAAUGAUGAGCUAGAAGUUUGUUUGGAGAGUGGUGAUCCAGCUGUUGAAGCAUUUGAAGGAACCCAUUUAGUUUUUGUGGGAGCUGGAUCGGACCCAUUUGAGGUCAUUAAAAAUGCAGUCAAGACUGUUGAGAGGCACUUACAGACAUUCUCUCACCGGGAAAGGAAGAAAAUGCCAGAUAUGUUAAACUGGUUUGGCUGGUGCACAUGGGAUGCCUUUUAUACUAAUGUGACUGCUGAGGGGGUUAAACAGGGAUUAGAAAGCUUGGAGAAAGGUGGAAUUCCUGCAAAAUUUGUCAUAAUUGAUGAUGGUUGGCAAUCUGUGGCUAUGGAUCAUACUGGUAUUGCUUCCAUAGCAGAUAAUGCAGCAAACUUUGCAAACAGGCUAACCAAUAUCAAGGAAAACCACAAAUUCCGGAAAAAUGGCAAAGAGGGUCACCGGGAUGAAGAUCCUGCUAAUGGAUUUGCUCACCUGGUCACUGAAAUCAAGGAAAAACAUGACCUGAAAUACGUAUAUGUCUGGCAUGCAAUCACUGGGUACUGGGGUGGUGUAAAGCCAGGUGUUACUGGAAUGGAACAUUACGAGUCGAAGAUGCAAUACCCCAUUUCGUCACCUGGGGUUCAGUCAAAUGAACGUUGUGAUUGUUUGAACUGCAUAACAACCAACGGCCUUGGCCUCGUGAACCCAGAGAAAGUGUACACUUUCUACAAUGAACUCCACUCAUAUCUUGCAUCUGCUGGGAUUGAUGGGGUCAAAGUGGAUGUGCAGAACAUUCUGGAAACCCUUGGUGCUGGCCAUGGUGGUAGAGUACAACUUGCCAGAAAGUACCACCAAGCUUUGGAGGCUUCAAUUGCCAGGAACUUCCCAGACAAUGGAAUUAUAUCUUGCAUGAGCCACAACACUGACAACUUGUACAGCUCAAAAAAAACUGCUGUUGUGAGGGCCUCUGAUGAUUUCUGGCCAAGAGAUCCGGCAUCCCACACAAUUCAUAUAGCAUCUGUUGCAUAUAAUUCUGUUUUUCUUGGAGAAUUUAUGCAACCUGAUUGGGAUAUGUUCCAUAGCCUCCACCCAAUGGCUGAAUAUCAUGGGGCGGCACGUGCAGUUGGUGGUUGUGCCAUAUAUGUCAGUGAUAAACCAGGUAAACAUGACUUCAAUUUGUUGAAGAAGCUUGUGCUUCCUGAUGGAUCUAUCUUGAGAGCCAAACUCCCUGGCAGACCCACAAGAGAUUGCUUGUUCUCAGAUCCUGCGAGGGAUGGUAAGAGUCUCCUGAAGAUAUGGAAUUUAAAUGACUACUCUGGAGUAGUUGGUGUCUUCAAUUGUCAAGGAGCUGGCUGGUGCAAAAUUGUUAAGACAAACUUGAUUCAUGAUGAACAACCCGGUACAAUCACUGGAGUUAUCCGAUCCAAGGAUGUCGAUUAUCUUCCAAGGGUUGCUGAUGAUGGCUGGAAUGGUGAUGCCAUUGUUUAUUCUCAUUCAGGAGGAGAGGUAACUUACCUACCGAAGAAUGCAUCUAUACCCGUGACGUUGAAAGCCCGUGAGUAUGAAAUCUUCACGGUUGUUCCAGUCAAAGAGUUAUCCAGUGGAGCCUCUUUUGCUCCCAUUGGACUGAUCAAGAUGUUCAAUUCCGGUGGAGCCAUCAAGGAGCUAAGAUAUGAGUCCAUGAAGGGUGCAAUAAUAGAAGCCAGGAUACACGGUUCUGGCAUGUUUGGGGCUUACUCAUCAAUCAGGCCCAAGAGAAUAACAGUUGAUUCAGAUGCAGUAGAUUUCACGUAUGAUGAGGGGUGUGGUUUUGUUACAUUUGUUUUGGAGAUUCCACAGCAAGAAUUAUGCCUGUGGAACGUAACUGUAGAGCUGUAAAUGAUUGGAGUUCAUAAUGUCAGUCCACUGCAAGAUUUAGCAAUUUCGCUGCCUUGUGAGAAAACAUGUUGUGAGGCCAUUUAACUACCUUGCUACACAUUGUCGCAAGGUUUCAUGGUCUAGUUGAACAGAGAAGCUCUGUGAAAUGUCCUUCAUAUAUGCAGCGAAAGGAUUUGCUUUUUGUGAGUAAGGUUGCACUGUUCUACCUGAAAGAUUUGGAUAUGUGCUUGCCUUUAGAUGGAAUUUUUCUUGCAUUGCACAUAGAAUACCGGAUGAAGCAUGAUGCAAGAUGUCAUCCUUGAAUUUCUGGUAUUUUCUUUCGGUUA